GAUCCAACUCCGCAAGCGCUGCGCCAUGUUGUUUCAGCGGUGUAUGUGUGUGAUGCGUUCUAUCGAAUUUUGGGCAUAGAAGACCAACAAAACGGCCGUUUUCGUCGUUCGUACUGUGCUCCAGGCGCUCAUUCCGCUCACUCAACGGUCAGUGAAGGUGAAGAACUGUAGGCUCUUCGGAAUUAGGAGUUACACGUUUGUGAAAUAACGCCAUGCCUCCGCGCAAAAAUAUUGCGCGCCGGGGUCGUAAGUCGGCGACUCAGGGCAGAUGUGCGGGAACGCCAGCAGCGUCCGCAUCCGGCACAGCGGAGCAGCUGGAAAGCAGCAAGCUAACAGCUGCGGUGGUAGUCGUGGAGAAGCUAUCAGAUUCUGUGGUUGCCCAAAAGACGCCGGCGUUGCCACGCAAGGCGCCCGCCGAGGCUUGCGCCGCCAUUGAGCCCAGUGCCAAGAAGAGCAAGCUCUCGGCCGCCCCGGCUGCAGAGCCUGAACCUGUGCCUGAACCUGUGCCCGAACCGACGGAACCGGAAGACGGGACAGCCUACGACGACGUAUCAGAAGACGAAGAAGCCGAAAUCGAGGAGGAAGACGCCACGUGCGAAGCGCUGGUUCUUGACGUCGACGACGACGAGGGCGGGUCGCCGGGGCCUAGCGACGAUCAGAAGGCGGACGACGAGGACCACAAGAGUGGCGCAGAGGAGGACUCCAUGCCUGCCGAAGCUGAGAAGAACGCCGAGGAGGACGUCGAGGAGAACGCGGAUGGUGCCGCCGACGCGGAUACCUCUGCGGACGCGGAGGAAGUGUGCGACGAGGCGGCACCAGACGACGAGGAGUGCGGUGUCCAGGACGAGAGCGCGGAGAACAUGAACGGCGAGGAAUACGCGGAAUUGGACGAAGAGGAGAUUGUCGAGGAAGAGGACGGCGAAGAGGAGGUCGCCGAAGUCAUCGAGGAGGAGGGAGAGGAAGAGAACGCCGCGGGUGGUGGCGAAGAUGGCGUGGAAGAAGUAGACGGCGCUGAACAUUGGGAAGAAGCAGCCGAAGGCGCGGACGAAGAAGUCGAGGAGGGCGCAGAAUAUUACGAGGAGGGCGAAGGCACAACCCAGGAUGGGGAGUGGGACGAAGAGGUGGAAUGCCUAGACGCUGACGAUGCGGAGGUCGUAGAUGACGUGUACGAUGCCGAAGGUGCUGAGGGCGAAGGCGGCGAAACGUACGCUGGCGAGGAAGAGGGACAGGAAGGCGACGACGCAGAGUGUGCCGAAGAUGGACAGGGUGACGGGGAUCACGUGAUGGAUGCGCCCGCAGUACACGAUGAGACAGCUCGUGACACUCCAGCAGUGUUGCGUGACACUCCACGUGACGGAGCACCGACAGAAGGUGCUGGUGAGAAUGAAGCUGAAAGCUCUUGCGUGUGCAACAAUAUCGAGGAGCAGGAAGGUGAGGGCGCAAUGGAAGACGGGGAUGGAGAGGCGCCGACAGACGAGACAGUGGCAGCUGAUGACGGUGCCGAGGGUGAGAGUGCCAAGUGUGAAACGGCAACAUCUGAGCCUACUUCUGUUUCAGAGGAGACAACCGUGGAGAUAACACAGCUGUCGGAGCUGUGCCCCACUGUGGUCUUCGAGCAGCCCGAGACCAUCACUGAAUCAUUUCGCGACAGCAUCCAGAGAUCGGUACAGCUAUUCAUUGAGCGGCUGCUGCGUGAUGCUAAAGAGUUGGGCCCAGUGGCACAGCAUACAAUGGCCGACCAGGGUGAGAAGGUGGCAUAUGGCUGCAGCCUCUGCAACGUCCAGAUUGACCAGCCCGAGCAGUUUGACUGCCACGUUGAGAGUGCGCGGCACAUGAAGCGCCUUCGUUGGAUGUACUUCAUGGGUCUCAACAAGGACCUGAGCCAGUUCUUCUGCCGCGUGUGCCACAUUUCAAUGCCCUGCCGGGACCACUUGAUCGGACACCUGCGCAGUGAAAGACACGUGUGCCUUAGCAAGGCGCUCAAUGUGCAUCCGGGCUAUACAGAGUACCUGCUGCUCCAGCACUUCACCAGAGCCAAGGUGGAAAGCAUGCUCCAGUCGCUCCAGCAGCCUGCCGCCAGAAGUCAGCAGGCGGCCACCACCGAUCAGGGGAAGGACCAGAGAGGAGCGGAUACGCAGCCGGAUACGAGCGGGGUGAAUGCAGGCGGUGGACAGCAGCAGCAGGUCAGCCAGGUGUUCCCGUACCGCUGUGACAUGUGCCAGGUCUUGGUGCAUCACGAGAGCCAGCUCGAGACGCACUUCAAGGGUAAGAAGCAUCGAACUAAGCUUGAAGAAUUGGUGAAGCAAGGAAAACUGCAGCAAGCCACCGACAGUGGUGAAGGCGCUGCCAAGGGUUCCAAGGAUGCUGGCAAGCAUGUACAUGCCAGCACUGACAGCUCAAGCACGAGCAAGCAGACCAGCGGGAAAGGAACAGCAAGCAAAGCGACAGACAAGGACCGAAAGGGUGGCCAUCACUCGAGAGAUCGGCAUUCGAGGGACCACUCCCGCAGCGACUCACGGAGGGGUCGGAGCAGUUCGAGGGACCGGAAGGCCCAUACCAGUUCCAGGGACAGCGCUUCCAGAAGGGGUGACCGCAACCGCAGUGCCGCUCAUGGUAGCUCCGGCCGUAGCCAUUCCAGAGACGGUGCAUCAUCGAGGAAACCAUCUGGUCGAAGCACUUCAGAUGCCCACAAGGAUGGCGUUAAAGGGAGCAGCAGAACUUCCAAGAGCGAUGCCAAGGACUCGGGAAAGCCAGCUUCACAGGGGGAAGCGAAGCCCCACGACACCAAGAAGGACGCACCCGAAGGGGGCCCGGCUGAAGAUGGCACCAAAGUCGAAGGCACUGAGGAAUCUACGCCUGCUGGUGCAGUGGACAGCACCGGAGAAACCAAAGAAGAUGCCACUGUCGUCAGUGGCAACAAUGCGGCUGCAGCAUCAGAAGCCAAAGGUGCUUCGACCAAUGCCGAAGCCAAAGGUGAACCAAAGACCGACUCUGAAGGCACCACCACGAAAGACCAAAAAGAGGUAAGAAGUGAGGACUCCAAGAAAGACCGGGAGGGCAACUCCGGCGACCGUUCGAGAACAAGGCGUAGGCGGCUGUCGCGCAGCCGUAGCCGCAGUCAUUCCAGAGGCCGGCCCAGAGCUGGACUUGGGCCGAGGCCGGCCCCGAGCCUAAGAGACCCGAAGCAUGACGUGCGCCGGGACUCUCCGCCACGCAGACACGUGCGGCGAGAUUCUUCGCCAGUGCGGAGAAGGCCCGAAAUCCACAGCGAGUCAUCCCGAGGCUCCAGACGGUCAAGGUCCCGUUCCAGGGAUAGAGGACCGAGGGGGUCUUCGCCUGGGACGUACAACUGUCACACCUGCAACAUGGUGCUGCACUCGCAUCAGGAGUACCACGAGCACUUUGCCUCUCGGGCACAUCGCCUUGCUCUUGGCCUGCAUGGGCCUGGCGUGCCCGGCCGCAAACGAUCACGCUCACCAAUGCCCCCCUUGCGCCGGCGGUCGCCGCGAAGAUCGCCCCGCCGGUCCCCACGUCGCUCUCCACGGCGGUCCCCUCGGCGGUCUCCACGCCGGUCUCCGCGCCGGUCGCCGCAUCAUUCGCCACUCCGGCCGCCGCAUACUUCGCCACUCCGGCCGCCGCACACUUCGCCACUCCGGCCGCCGCACACUUCGCCACUCCGGCCGCCGCACACUUCGCCACUCCGGCCGCGGUCUCCCCUGCGGCAACACUGGGUGGGUGGACCGCCACGCAAGCGUUCUCCGGAUGGGUUUGGUGACAGUGGAUUGCCCAGAGACCUGUUUGCACAGAGCCAGAGUGCGCCUGGAGCUUUUCCCGGGGCCCUCUUAGCUACCCAGGCGGGACUCCUGGAAGACUACACAGAACGCCGUGGUGGUGUCGGGAUGGCUGCGAGUGCAAACACUGUGGCGGCCACGCUGGAGACCAUGAUCCAGCUCCAGCAGAAGCUGCUCUCCAUGACGGCUGCCCAGCAACAGCAGGCUGUGUCUACCGGCUUGGUGGGAGCCACCAGUGCAACUAGUGGGUCGGGGAUGCCGGGGUCAGCAGGCUCUUACCGAGCUAAUGACUUCUCGCCUUCGUCCGACCUGCAGAAGAGCCUGCAGCAGCUCAGGCAGAGCCAGCGCUACAAUGUGGGCUCCACAGCACCUUACAGUGGCACCCCCUCUGUUGGAUCCCAACCACAGCACACGCAGCCAAUGGCACCACCUUACGGAACUGGUUCCACAGUGGCACCCCUGCGGGACGUCGGUUCCAGCUACCAGAGUAGCACCAUGGAUGCAUACUCCAGCAAGAAGGGGCCUCCUUAUGGGGCCGCAGCUGGUGCUUACUCACAGACCGGAGCCCCGGCAAGCAGCACGUACGGCACAGGCGCAGGUGCCUACGCCAGCAACCCUAGUGCAAUGAGCAGCAGCAGCUUCACUGGGAGCAGCAUCUCCAGCGCCCUCGAGCGCACCAACGAGUACCGCAAGAGCAGCCUUGGUCCCACAGCGCCCAUUCCAACCAGCUACGGACGGCUGCCACUGGGUCACCUUGGGCGUGGUGGCCCCGGCAUCAAACGCUACUGAUCUCACUAAGUCAGCACGGGAAAAGCAGGAUCCUUUUCCCCAUCAUUUGGUUGUUUCUCAUUUGUGUACAUAUCCUUUACACUCAAUAAAGAAAAUGGUCAUUUGUUGCAUAA
This is a messenger RNA of Dermacentor silvarum, 4693 nucleotides long. RefSeq names its product serine/arginine repetitive matrix protein 2. The record is from RefSeq and is a predicted model, not a curated record. NCBI's taxonomy places the organism in Eukaryota, Metazoa, Arthropoda, Arachnida, Ixodida, Ixodidae. Gene Ontology annotation, molecular function: zinc ion binding; single-stranded RNA binding; double-stranded RNA binding. Gene Ontology annotation, cellular component: nucleus; precatalytic spliceosome.